This is a messenger RNA of Synchiropus splendidus (mandarinfish), 619 nucleotides long. RefSeq names its product ribosomal protein L21 (gene rpl21). Lineage: Eukaryota; Metazoa; Chordata; Actinopteri; Syngnathiformes; Callionymidae. Gene Ontology annotation, cellular component: ribosome; cytosolic large ribosomal subunit. The coding region runs from base 102 to 584 and encodes 160 amino acids. Gene Ontology annotation, biological process: translation. The record is from RefSeq and is a predicted model, not a curated record. Gene Ontology annotation, molecular function: structural constituent of ribosome. The transcript is spliced from 6 exons.
AGACAGCUCCACUUGCGUGAUUACAAGGCGGAGUUUGGGGUCCUCCAAUCUCUCUUUCCGCCGUACCCGCCAUCUUGUAGCUGCCCGGGUAAUCAGGCAAAAUGACGAACACCAGAGGCAAGAGGAGGGGAACCAGGUAUAUGUUCAGCCGGAAAUUCCGCAAACAUGGCCCAAUCCCUCUGUCCACGUACAUGCGCAUCUACAAAAGGGGAGAUAUUGUUGAUAUUAAGGGCACAGGUACCAUUCAGAAAGGUAUGCCUCACAAAUGCUACCAUGGCAAGACAGGUCGUGUCUACAAUGUCACCCAGCACGCUGUUGGCAUUGUUGUGAACAAGCAGGUCAGGGGGAAGAUUCUUGCCAAGAGGAUCAACGUGCGCAUUGAGCAUGUGAAGCACUCAAAGAGCAGGGACAGCUUCCUGCAGCGCGUCAAAGAGAACGAGGCCAGGAAAGCCGAGGCCAAGCAGAAGGGCACCUGGGUGGAACUCAAGCGUCAGCCUGCUCCUCCCCGUGUAGCUCACUUUGUCAGCACCAAGAAGAACGAGCCUCAGCUGCUGGAGCCCAUCCCCUACGAGUUCAUGGCAUAAAGUGUCAUCCAAAAUAAAGAUGUUUGUACACAUGC